Belonocnema kinseyi is the source of this 3761-nucleotide messenger RNA. RefSeq names its product NPC intracellular cholesterol transporter 1-like. Gene Ontology annotation, cellular component: membrane. Bases 594 to 3458 code for a protein of 954 amino acids. The transcript is spliced from 11 exons. The record is from RefSeq and is a predicted model, not a curated record. NCBI's taxonomy places the organism in Eukaryota, Metazoa, Arthropoda, Insecta, Hymenoptera, Cynipidae.
CUCGCAAUACAUUUUAAAUGUUAGCAUUAUACUUAUCACAUUUCCUCUUUUAAACAAUUUUCUAAUUCGAUAUCCCAAAAAAUCACAUUAAUUUUGUUAAAUUUUGAAAAGGAACAAGAAAUAUUAGAUUUUCGAUUGAAAUAUUAAGGUUCAUCUUUGACAGCACGGUGUUGUCCAUGUGUAAUUCCGUAGAGCGAAAAAAUGAUCAAUAAAAUUGCUGUCUGCAUGCACCAAACUUUACUACUUUUCACGUAUCCUUGACAUCAAUUUUGAUUCUAUUGUCACACGAAUUAUUCAAUUAUCAUAAGAAUUAAAGAACUAAUAAGCAAUUAAGAAUUCUCCAUUCGCGAGUGUAUGUGAUAAAAAUCGAAACGAUGUUCAUUUUGUACCUUUGAGGAAAUAAAUAUCGACCAAAGAAAAAGUAGUAAAGAAAUAUGUUCAGUUCCAAUCCACAAUCGACUCGAUUGAAAAGCCAAGAAUUUGGGACCAAUCAAUGUAUAACCUUAAAACUCGAGAGUUUGAAAAGUUGAAUUAAAUCUGGCUUUUUCAAAAUGACCUUUCUCAAAAUUUAAAUUUUACUCCUAUAUGAAAAAAUGGAACCAGAAGAAAUCGUUCACAAGAAAUCUGUUGGAGAAUAUAUACAAUUAAUACCAGAACGAAUUUCGCAAUCCGUUGAAUACUUUUUCUAUUACCUGGGUCUGAAAAUCACUCGACAUCCUAAAAGAUGGAUAAUCGGCUCUCUAUUUGGAGUUGCACUUUGUCUCGUAGGUCUUUAUCGAUUCAGACAGGAAAAGAAUCCCCUAAAAUUAUGGGUUCCACCAGAUUCAGAUUUUCUUCGAGACACAGAAUGGCUCAUAUCUCAAUUUGGAGAAGCUCAACGUCUCGAAACAUUUAUAUUGACUGGGGAUGAUAUACUAACUGCAAAUGCUCUUUACGAGCUAAAUGAAAUAACAAAACGCAUCAUAGCUGCUCAAUCAGAAGAUGAUCCUAAAGUUGCCUGGACAGACGUCUGCUUCAAAGUUCCAAUCAUAACAAAAGUCAAUACUAGAGAAAAAAGAGACAUCGGGGACUUAGACGAUGAUUUUUUCGACGAGGAGCCUGCAGUACGGAUGAACAAAACAGGAUUUGAACCGAGUGUCCACGCCUCUUCAAAAACCUACUGCUCGAUUUUCAAUAGUUUCCAAAAGGGUUGUCUUUUCUUCAGCAUUCUCGAUAUUUGGGACUUUGAUUCCCACCUAAUUAGAACGCAAUCCAAGGAAGAUAUAAUUAAAAAACUAAACUCGACUCUGCUGAGUCCUACAUUAGGACAUCCGAUGAAUUACAGUCAACUUUUGGGAGGAGUAACGAGGGAUGCAUCAGGAAGAAUAAUUUCUGCAAGUGCUGUAAAAACGGAAUUUAUGGUUCAUGUGAAUUUUUCUAAUAUCAACAUGGAGGAGAUGGGCAACGAUGCUGGAACAGCCGACUGGGCAACAAAAGACGUUCUGAGUUGGGAAUUCGCCUUUCUGAAAAACCUAGAGCAAAGUAAGGAAUUUCUAAAGUCUCGAGAAUUCGAUAAUCAGACUCUGAAUCUCUGGUAUGAAGCUGGAAGAAGUUUCGGGGAUAUAAGUGCCUCAACUAUGUUUCAAGAUGUGGACAAAUUAAGUAUAGGAAUUAUUUUGAUGUUCUUUUAUGUUCAGAUGGUACUUUCCAACUUCAAUUGGGUCGAGUGGCGAUUUGGUUUAUCCCUCAUUGCUCUGCUAUGCAUUGGCGCUGCUUUUCUAGCUGCGAUAGGAAUUUGCUCUCUCUUUGGAGUUCCUUACGGCCCGGUCCAUAGUUCUUUGCCAUUUAUGCUGAUGGGCCUUGGAGUCGACGAUACUUUUGUGAUGGCCGCUUCCUGGGAGCAAGUGCUCUCUGAAAAAUCAAAUCGUCUAAGACCUUUGCCAGAAAAGGUCGCUUUAAUGUUGAGCCAUGCUGGAUCUGCCAUUUCCAUCACUUCUCUCACUGAUGUUGUUGCUUUCAUCAUUGGUACAUCCACUAUUCUACCUUGCCUCCAAUCAUUCUGCAUAUACGCAUCAGUUGGAGUUCUCGUAACUUUUUUGCUUCAAGUGACAAUUUUCGUCGCGUUCUUCAUGAUGGAUGCUAGACGAAUAGAAGAAAAAAGAAACGGCGCAAUUCACUGUAUCGUGCAUUCAAAUUACCAAGCACCCGAAAUGGGUUCGAAAAAUUCAAUAUCCUGGAAUUUCAUAGACAGACUCUAUUCCAAAUUUGUCCUGACUCGACCCGGUAAGAUCAUUAUUCUCGCUAUCACAAUAGCUGUUGCGAGUUUCGGUGGUCUGGGAUCUUAUCAAUUGGAACAGUGGUUUGAUCCGGUAUGGUUCCUGCCGAAAGACACUUAUCUCAGCGAUUAUCUGGCUGUUCGCAGCAAAGAAUUUCCUGAGCGAGGACAACCUGCUUAUGUCUUCUUAUCAGAAAUUGAUAUUCCCGCGAACUUUCCAAGGAUACUUGAUCUCGUUGAUGACUUGAGAAACCUGACGUACAUAGAGAGCGUCAACUCCUGGCCUCAUGACUUUGCAGAUUUUGUCAAUGUUUAUUACGAGAAAGAUAUGAAAACGAGACUAAUCGACUCAGACAAAUUUUACUUCUACCUCUCCAAGUUCCUCUUCAGCCAAAGAGGAGGGAAGUUCCAAGGGAACUUCCGAUUUGCUGGGAAUUUAAUUUGCGGGAAAAACACUCCCAGAAUUCUUAUUGCAAGUAUAGAUUUUUCAUUUAUGAAAUUUUUGACACCUUACGAAUGGAUUCCAGCUAUGGACGAGAGUAAGAGAAUCGUCUCGGAAGUAAAGAUUGCUGGUUUCAAGACUGUUUGGAGUAAAAUGUUCGCAUCCUGGGUCACUGACAAGGUUAUUGCUCAAGAAGUGACGAGAAAUAUUCUCCUGGCUUUAAUUUGCGUCAUGGGAAUGACGACUUUAUUAAUUGCUGAGCUCCAGACCUGCUUUUGGAUUCUUCUUUGCGUUUUGCUGACCCUCUUGGAUGUUUGUGGAUUUAUGUUCUAUUGGGGAUUGACGAUAGAUAUCGUUUCAUGCAUAGGUUUAGAAUUAGCCGUUGGAUUAAGUGUCGAUUAUGCAGCUCACGUUGCUCACGCAUUUCUGAUGGCCAGAUCAGAAGACAAAAAAUUAAAUAGAAAAUCCAGAGUUUUGACUGCUGUUCGACACAUCGGCGCUGCAGUGACUUAUGGCGCAGGCUCGACUUUACUGGCACUUUCUUUACUCAUUUUCUCAAAAGCUUACGUAUUUCGAGCCUUUUUUAAAAUAUUUCUUCUAGUGAUAGUGUUUGGACUGUGGCAUGGUUUGCUACUUCUGCCAGUGGUUUUAAGCACUGUCGGUCCACGAAGUCUUCACCGGGAGGUGAAGGUCCAGGAAAAAGAACUCCAGACAUUUAAAAAAUCCACCGAAGAAGCUAGCAUUCCUCUAAACUCUAAAUAAAUUCUAGGAUUCAUCACGAUAUUGUAUAAGGAUUUGAAAGCAAAUCAAACUUUUCUUCGAACGAUAAUAUUUAUGAAUUUUAAAUCAGAGAUUUUUCUUUAUUUCUUGUGUUUCACAUAAAUUAAAAUAAAAUCGAACUUACAAUAAAAUGUAAAAAUCGAAAUAUAAAGCUAAGUAGUAAAAGUACAAGUAAUACAAAAGAAACAACAAACUAAAGCAUUCAAAGUGGAACUCUUCAGUUUUUAACGUUUAAAAUUCAAGUUUAAAAGUUUUUAUAUAAAAAUAAUUUUCUAUUGAAUUGUU